This is a messenger RNA of Vavraia culicis subsp. floridensis, 397 nucleotides long. RefSeq lists its product as uncharacterized. NCBI's taxonomy places the organism in Eukaryota, Fungi, Microsporidia, Pleistophoridae. The record is from RefSeq and is a predicted model, not a curated record. Bases 40 to 351 code for a protein of 103 amino acids. The transcript has a single exon.
UGUGCUACGCUGCAAUACGUUACGGUACACGAUUGUGAUAUGUAUUAUCGCAUCACGUACUGCUAUGUAAAAUGCGUAGCGGUGCACACCCCCAUGAAGAGAUACUCCAAGUUUGCUCCGUUCUUCUUUUUAAUCCUCUUCAGCAUUGCUGUGCAGCUGUACGUGCUAUUCCCACGUGCAGUAACAUACACCAUACGUAACGAUGUGCUCGAAGUACGGAAUGGUAAUUUGAAGGAAAUCUACGUCUUUUUGGAUGGUAAGAAAGUUGUCGUGCGGAGAAAGAGCAUAAAACGCGUUGAGCUGGAUGGUGCUAAGCGUGUGAUGGGGCAUUGCAAUGAAAUAUUGCGGUAGUGUAUGAUGGAAGAAGUACUAGGCGUGUGAUGGGGCAUUGCAAUGA